Molecule: messenger RNA, 1620 nt
Organism: Penicillium longicatenatum
Lineage: Eukaryota; Fungi; Ascomycota; Eurotiomycetes; Eurotiales; Aspergillaceae
Product: phosphatidylserine decarboxylase 1
Exons: 1
Coding region: 1-1620 (539 amino acids)
Biological process (GO): phosphatidylethanolamine biosynthetic process
Cellular component (GO): mitochondrion
Molecular function (GO): phosphatidylserine decarboxylase activity
Source: RefSeq, a predicted model, not a curated record
AUGGCCCAGCGCCUUCUGCACCACCCUAUUUUCCUCCACUUCCCUUCUACCCCGGUGAUUGGGGGUGCUGCGUCGAUGGAGGUCCUUUCGUUUAGGGCCGUUGCCCGCAAAAAAGCCGCUGUUAGGCAGUUCUCAUCCAAAUCAUGGCGACAAUACAAAGAUAAUAAUAAUUCAGAAAACCCCAAAUCUGGGUCCUGGUCCCGUCUACGGUUUGCACUGCGAAACACCAAGGUUGAAUGGUACCCGAUUCCUGUUGGUCUCGGGAUUGGUUUGCUCGGAUUGCUACAUUUCUACAAGUCCCAGCGGGGUGACCGCGAUCGUGCUGUACGAGAUGAUGACUGGGAAAAUGGGAGCAAGCCUCCUCGUCGGCCACGGGUCGUUCCAACAGGUUCUUGGCAGGUACAGAUUAUGUCGACGCUACCCCUGAAGGCCAUGUCGCGACUAUGGGGCCGGUUUAAUGAGAUUGAACUGCCUUAUUACUUCCGAGUACCAGGCUUCAAGCUGUAUUCUUGGGUUUUUGGUGUUAAUCUAAGCGAAGUUGCAGAGCCAGACCUGCACGUUUACCCAAACCUGGCAGCCUUCUUUUAUCGCAAGUUGAAACCAGGGGUGCGCCCGCUCGACCCCGACCCACACGCCCUUCUCUCCCCGUCAGAUGGCCGGAUUUUGCAGUUUGGUAUGAUUGAGCGGGGUGAGGUGGAACAGGUGAAGGGCAUGACAUAUAGCUUGGAUGCUUUGCUAGGUUCAGCUACACCUUCUCACGCCGACCACAGCAAACGACUUACCGACGACCACCCUGAGCAAGCCCAAAAAGAUGAGGCGAACAUGAAGUCAGAUGAGGAGUUUGCCUUGGUAAACGGGAUCUCUUACACGGUGCCAACCUUGCUCUCGGGUAAUGCCGAUGCACCGGCGAAGCGACGGGCAUCAAUCGACGCAUCUACUACAUCCAAAACCACAUCUGAGGCACAAGUACAAGAGGAACUAGCUCUUGGCGAUGGUAAGCCAUGGUAUUCGCCUAAGACGGCUGCAAACCAUGCGCUUUUCUAUUGCGUGAUCUACUUGGCACCUGGAGACUACCAUCGCUUCCACUCCCCCACUGCGUGGGUUGUGGAAAGCCGUCGCCACUUUGCUGGCGAGCUGUACUCAGUCUCUCCCUAUCUACAGCGUCAUCUCCCCGGUUUGUUUACCCUCAAUGAACGUGUGGCACUGCUUGGCCGCUGGCGCUGGGGUUUCUUCAGUUACACACCGGUGGGUGCAACCAACGUGGGCUCAAUUAAAAUCAACUUCGACUCGGAACUGCGCACCAAUAGUCUUCUGACUGAUACCGCCGCGGACUUGGCAGCAGCAUUGGCUGCCAAGCGUGGCGAGCAAGAUCCUGGCUUCGUUGAGGCAACCUAUCGUCAUGCCAGUCGCACCCUGGGGGGACAUCCCCUGCAGCGUGGAGAGGAAAUGGGUGGCUUCCAAUUAGGCAGCACCGUUGUUCUUGUUUUUGAGGCACCACUGGGCUCUUCUCCCUCGGUAGAUGCAGGAUCUGAUCAGAAGGGUGAUGGAUGGACCUGGAGUGUUGAAAAAGGCCAGCGGAUUAAAGUUGGCGAAAAGCUGGGGUUUGUGGGUGAGGCAUGA